AUGGACCCGAACCCGGACCCGGACCCGGACCCGAACCCGAACCCGAGCCUGAACCUGGACCUGGACCUGGACCAAGAGUCCCUUGGCGGCUAUGCAGAAAUGCCUAAUCGGCCUCAGGAUCAAAAUGCCAGGACCUCGCGAGAACUUCCACCACGGGAGGAGGAGACGAUGGAAUCAUCCAAUUUAGAUCCCGAGUUCUAUUCUACCUCCACCACCUUCACCACCACCACGCUUGACCCCUAUGAGCUCGUCCUCUACCCCAUCGGUAUCCUCGUCACCCUUUUCAUCUCGGUGCUGGCCAUCUUCUGGACCCUCGAGCCGCCUGCAUAUCAUCUCUUUCUCGAGAUCGUAGCCCAGUAUCAGUAUCAGUACCAGUCCCAAUACCCCCGCCAACCCUGGAUGAAUGCGACCACCUUCUACUCUGGUCUGAUCGAUUGGCUUUUUGGCCAUGAAUAUUGGAUCAUGUUGAUCGUUCAGUCCUCCGCGACGGCCUCUGCCUUUCUCUGGCUGAUCUUCCGCGCCUACAAGACUCUGCGGACACCCGCAGCUCGCCUGAUCGAAACGCUCGGCGUCGAUGUUCCAGAAGCUCCCGAAGUCACGCUCGCCGGCCUCAAGUCGAAUGCGUGUACGCUACAAUGGACGAAACCGAGGCCUGGAUCGCAGGUAGCGAAGUACUUGAUCCAGGUUAACGGAGUCAACAAUGAUGCAGUUGGCGAGUCAUCCAAGAACGAUCUACCCGCGAUUGAGGUGACCGGGCUCAAGCCUGGUCACUUCUACAAUAUCCGAGUUAUCGCCUGCGGGAUGAACAACUUCCAGUCGGGGAGCAGGGUCUUGCGAAUCAGUACCCUCACAAAAGGGGGACAGCCGUACCAGGGAAACGCGCCACCGCCGUCAAGCCAGGAUGGCGACGACGACGAUAGUGACAGUAAUGAUGACUCGCAACCCAGUCGAGGCCCGGUCGUCGAGAUUCAGGCCGCCAGCCUGCCGGAGUCCGCGCCGGUGAUAACGCGGGAGCACAGUGGUGGGCAUGCAGGAGGUGGAAGCCAAGCUGGGCAAAGGAGAAAUACUGGAGGCAGGAAAAACUCUCCGUCAACUGCUGCAGGGGCGGAACAGGCGGCGCGAGAUCUUGCGACUGCGAACCAGCCCAUAGAGAGUAUGCAGCAGUUGACCGAGAAAUUUGAGACUAUCCGCAAGGAGACAGACCUGACUGUGUUAAUGAUUGCCCACGAGCGGGAGGAAUUCGAUGAGAAAUAUGCCGAGUUGGAGAGAGAGAGGGAUUCAAAGAAGCAAGCAUUGCAAGAACGAGAUAGAGCGAGUAAAGCCCUAAAAGCGGAAGUCGACAAUAGUGACCGGCUGAACAGGGUGGCCCAGAAUAGAAAGGCCCAGCAUGAGAAGAAGUUGAGGGACGAAAAGACCAAGAUGGAGAAGAUGCUUGGUGAUAUGGCGCGAUGGAAGCAGGAGAUUGAAAAUAUGAAAAAAGAAAAGGAAUCCUGGAAAGACGCGAAGAGGGAGCUUGGGAAAAAGAAAGAGGCCAAGGUUGCCGACAUCAAGGAAAAGAUUGCAGAGCAGCAACUGGUCCUCGACGCUGUAGAGAAGCACAUCCAAUCCCGGGGACUCCAAAUUGUUGAACUUGAAGCCGAGCGCAGGACACUACCGGGCUCGGAAGACGACGAACACUCACUGUCGCAAGAAGCCGCUGACAAGCGAGAAGAAAUGGAGUGGCAGGCAAGGGAAAGACAGCUGGUGGCGGUCUUGAACAGCAAAUCUCAGCAGCUGAGAGAGAUUGAAAUAAUGACUUCUCAACAACAAGCGGUUCUCGCUAACCUUAGAACAUCUUUUGAGAUGCUUCAAGUCAACUCAAUGGGCGUCAAUUUCGAGCCGAAUAGUGCUGGCAAAGCCAUAGCUCGCAGGACCCAGACUCACGGAGGUCGGACAAGCACCCUCUCUUCUUCUGUCGCUGUAUACCCUUUGCUGAACACGGCAUUCCCUAUCAUGCAUACUUAUAAACACCUCGCGACCGCCGCCUCGCCCAACUACGCUCCUGGGCCAUUCUUCUUGACGCACAACGACACUGGUCUGGUCAUCGAGGCAGACCAUAUGAGUGGAAUGAGCGAAGAAGAAAGGCGGAUGCUCACUGCUGAUGCCCCUCUGAGUCCUGGUGCCCAUUCAUUUCUUCCGUCGAACUUGAUUAACGAUGAUGCUGAUGACGACGACCCAUUAUUUCGCAACAUUGGUGCAAGUCUCGAUACAGAUCCUCAAUCACCACAUUCUUCCAGCCCAUCUCCAAGCUUGUUUGCCAGCCCUCUGAACUCCUCGCAGAACCUUCCACAAUACGGUGUACCUAUAAAUGGUUACCCUUCAGGCGACGACAUGCGGUCGAUGAGCACAGCACAGGCUGGCUUUGCUAUCAUUCCUGAGCCUGCAGCUCACAAGAGCCUCAAAGACUUGUUCAGAACCAGAGGGAAGACGGUGGGAGAUAGCCCAGCUCUCGGAUCUUUGAAACAGGGCCAAAGCCAGUCUGUCCCACGAUCUACCGAGGAACCAGAAUCAAUGGCAACCAAGCAACGUCGAAUCAGCUUCUCGACGGGCUGGCCAAGCUUUUUCAAGGGUGCACCUGCCUCGGACUCCUCUGCGCAAGGAAAUGCACCCGUGCCUGCUCGUAAUCCAAGUGCAAGGACGCGUCGUGGAUUCAAUGUCUUUAGUUCGAGCAUGGAUGAGCCCAGCGUCCGCUCUGAAAGGGAUCCCGGUAGCCCUCGUCCAACUUCAAUCGCCUCUUCGGAUCUCCCUCGGCCUUCUACGGACAGCGCGCCGUUUGGCUGGGGUCCUGCACCGGACAGUCUCCUCCCCAAUAGAACCAGCCCUUUAGCCACAAAUUGGUCGGUACACGCCACUCAGACAUGGCCUUCAAUCGCUUCCCGACGACCAAGCUUCCAACACGGUUCUUCGUCUGCACUGAACACCGGCAUAGCUAGUGACGAUGAUGAAUUUCUGCCCUCUUCAGACUCCUUAGCUGGCCAAGCUAGUCCAUCACCUGUGGGCGUGAUUGGCACUCGUUCUGUUUCGUCCCAUAUAUCAACUACCCCAAAGCUGAACCCUGCAGCUCCAGUUUUCAAAGGUUUUAGCUUUGACUUUGGCCGCACCUCCAGGUCCGACAAGGACAAAGGGAAGAAUAAGAUCCCGGCUCUUGACCCCCUUCAAUCUCCUGACAACUUUCUUAUUGAUUCGAAUAAUGUAUCCUCACCUUCUGCCUCGAGAAAGUCUCGCGAUACCCACUCCAUCCAUACGCAGAACAGCAUGGCCGAGUCCCACGAGGAUUUGGACCUGACCGUAAGCAACGGCACAUCUGACAUGAACACUCCAUCGGGCGCCAGUACCAAAGAGAAGGAGACUAUCAUGCGGUCAUUACUACGCAAAGGCAGCGCCAGCAAAUUCACUAUCUCCUUGCGCGGAAAAGAAAACGGUCUGUUCAGCGGCAAGAAAGCCUUGAGCAGCACCCCUAGCUCUGCCAGUGGCCACGGCGACCACCAAGGCAACAGCUUUGACGAGUUUGGCGAGGAUGUCGGGCCGGGGCGAAGCGCGGAUGGCGUGAUGAGCAGCCCGAUGCUGGGGUCUGGCGAGCCGAAGGCGAAAGACAAGGAGGGUGGGAGCGGGACGCCGAAGGAGGGUCGGAUGAACCUCAACUGGGGACGGCUCGGGUUCAAGAAGGGCAAGGUACGGGGGAGCGAAGACACGGAGAAGAGCGAGGCCGAGGUGGCGGGGGACGAGGCAUAG
This is a messenger RNA of Drepanopeziza brunnea f. sp. 'multigermtubi' MB_m1, 3771 nucleotides long. The record is from RefSeq and is a predicted model, not a curated record. Lineage: Eukaryota; Fungi; Ascomycota; Leotiomycetes; Helotiales; Drepanopezizaceae.